CGGUUCCGCAUAAACAACGGCGCCGUUGAAUACCAGAACCGAUUCCUCCGCAGCGAUACCUACGAGAGUAACCUUCGGGCCAAUCGGAUAGUGGUGUCGGAGUUCGGGACCCACGCCUAUCCCGACCCCUGCAAAUCCAUUUGGCAGAGGUUUCAGUCCUGGUUCUCGACCAGUACUCCGAUGACCGACAACGACAACGUUAAUAUAUACCCGGUUAGGGACCAGUUAUACGCGGCCACAGAAACCAAUUUCAUCCGCCGUAUCGAUGGCGACAAUUUGGAAACUCACGAGAAAGUGGAUCUGUCUAAGUAUCUGACCAUCAAUAUGGCCACCGCUCACCCGCACGUCGAUCCCGACGGCACUGUCUAUAACAUGGGCUCGAGUUUUGGCCGGAAUGGCAAAUAUCACUUAAUAAAGAUCCCGAACUCAGAGAAUCCAUUCGACAAUAUGUCAAUUGUUUGCUCCAUACCUAUGGCGAGACCGCUAUAUCCGGCCUAUUAUCACAGUUUUGCCAUAACUGACAAUCACUACGUGUUCAUUGAACAGCCGCUGGUCAUGUCUGUGCCAACAUUAGCUAUGAGUAAAGUGACCGGCAGUACAUUUGCCGACGCCCUUACGUGGAAACCAGAAUAUAUGGCGACUCCGGGAGCAAAUUUGGUUACUUUAGGUUACACUGAAGCCAGCGCUACAUUAGGCGCCGACAAGUCAUCAGUAGAGCUAAAAUAUGAGGCUAUGACUGAACCUGGCCCAGGAGUGGGAGAAUUACCGCGAAUUAACUAUACAUUGAAUGGCAAGAAAUAUCGCUAUUUUUAUUCAAUAACGCAAACCAACGAUUUUAAAACUAAUCUUAUGAAAUUUGACACAAAGACAAAGUCAAGUGUGAUUUGGGCGGAGGAAAGUGCCAUUUGCUCCGAACCCGUGUUCGUCGAGAACCCGGGCGUUGAUUACUCCGAUCCUAAUAACGAAGACAACGGUGUAAUCCUAUCGUCAGUUCUGUCGGAUUUGGACGAAACGGAAGGCUUUUUGCUGGUAUUGGACGCCAAGACAUUCAAAGAGUUAGGUCGCGCCCGGUUUCGCACCAAAUCGUCGAUUACGGCCACAUUUCACGGCUUAUUUGUCUCAUAAAUAAAUGUACGGCAAGUAAUUUAAAGCAUUUAACAA
Molecule: messenger RNA, 1161 nt
Organism: Medioppia subpectinata
Lineage: Eukaryota; Metazoa; Arthropoda; Arachnida; Sarcoptiformes; Oppiidae
Source: the annotation of a GenBank genome assembly